This is a messenger RNA of Mya arenaria, 1228 nucleotides long. Its product is annotated as protocadherin Fat 4-like. The record is from RefSeq and is a predicted model, not a curated record. Gene Ontology annotation, molecular function: calcium ion binding. The transcript is spliced from 8 exons. Gene Ontology annotation, biological process: homophilic cell-cell adhesion. The coding region runs from base 5 to 1228 and encodes 407 amino acids. Gene Ontology annotation, cellular component: membrane. NCBI's taxonomy places the organism in Eukaryota, Metazoa, Mollusca, Bivalvia, Myida, Myidae.
CACUAUGUCAAGGAACCAGUUCUCUCCCUUGUUUUUCAAUUCUACAUACUCCACCACCGUCCUGGAGUCGCAGUCUGUCGGAAGUUCAGUGAUGAUUGUAUCUGCUGAGGACACAAGUGCUCAAUUCAACCAGCUUACAUUUUCCAUUAUUGGAGAUGACACAGCGCCGACCUACUUUGCCAUCACACCAGCAUUUUACAGUCUGGUCGAACCUUGCAAAUGCAAUCAGGACAGAUACUAUGUACCUGUUCUCGCCAAUGACAUUGGCACGCCCACAUGCAGUGCCACGGCCAUUGUAAUUGUGGACAUUCAGCGCAACUUCCUGGCUCCUGUCUGGACAGGGACCAACAAUGCUCAGUACUUUGUCACCAUUCCGGAGGUUAACGCACUAGGAGUGCCAUUUGUGGCUGUCUGCGCUAGCGAUGCCCUUUAUGACACUGAAACAGUAACUGUGACGGUGACACAGAACACCCAGCCGCCCACAUUUGCCCAGCAGGACUACACAGAAACGAUCCUUGAGACCCAAGUCCUUGGCUAUAUGAUCGGCCAGGUGAACAAUGUGGAGUACUUUGCGACUGGUUCACAGCAAGCUCUUCAAUACUUCUUCCUCAACCCGUCCACCGGUGAAAUUUUGGCCAGGCAGUCCCUAAGGAAUAAGGUUUCGUUCGCCAAUGAUGUCUACACAAUGACUGUGUAUGCCCGUGAUUUUGGCACCCCGCAGCUUCAGAGUCAGAAUUUUGCAACAGUGACGAUAACUGUUAUUCGAAACGAGAACUGCCCAGUGUUUUACAGGGCUCCCUAUGCAGCUGACAUUUCCCAGAGUCUGUCCUCAGGAACCAGUGUCUUCCGUGUGACGGCCACUGAUGCUGACAUGACCCAGUUUGGUCAAGUGUCAUAUGCGUUUGUCGGUGACAACAAGGCUGUGAACCUGUUCAAUAUUGACCAGAGCAGCAUCAUCCGUACAUCUGGCACCUUGUUCGGGAGAUCAGAGUCAACCUACACUGAAGUGCGAGCCUCCGAUAACAGGAACCCAGCCUGUUCCAUGUUCGAGAUUGUGUACUUCACACUGAGUCGUAAUGAGAACACUCCAGUAUGGCUUCAGCUAAUCAGCAGCUCGAGCUACCAUGCAUCCACAUCUGUGCUUGAGAAUACCAAUUUCAACGCCGCCAUUUACAACUUCCAGGCCAGAGAUAAUGAUGUGUUAGGAAAUUUAUACACUAAGCGGUAA